This is a messenger RNA of Carassius auratus (goldfish), 6137 nucleotides long. RefSeq names its product potassium voltage-gated channel subfamily B member 2b (gene kcnb2b). Gene Ontology annotation, biological process: potassium ion transmembrane transport; protein homooligomerization; action potential. The transcript is spliced from 3 exons. Lineage: Eukaryota; Metazoa; Chordata; Actinopteri; Cypriniformes; Cyprinidae. The record is from RefSeq and is a predicted model, not a curated record. Gene Ontology annotation, cellular component: membrane; voltage-gated potassium channel complex; dendrite. Gene Ontology annotation, molecular function: protein binding; delayed rectifier potassium channel activity; zinc ion binding. Bases 577 to 3099 code for a protein of 840 amino acids.
CCCGCUGAAGUUGAUCUGCUGCUGCCCUUGCUGAUGUACAGACCAAUCCAAUUAGGUUUCACCUCUAGGCUGUGAUGCAGCUCGUGCUUCAGACGAUCCAUUGCGUCCACACGCGCACACAGACACACACACACGCGCUCAGUGUCACUCUGCAGCUCCACACACACCGCGCGCACCCUCCGCUUUUACAUCUGCAGACAUCCCGACUCACCAUCUCAAGCCAUCGAUGGAGCAGCGCUCUUAGCGAGACAAGGGGAGCUCUUUUAGUUCCAGAGAUUUCCCGGUGUUCUGUGAGAUCUCCUCACCCUUUUCACGUUGAACAAAAUGUAGAACACAUGUCCGGUGAUAACUGAAGCCUCCGUUGAGAGCUAGGAAUCUUAGAGGAAACCCGCAGGCGUCUUUUCUCCCGUUUGCUCACACAGCGGUUUGUAUAUGCAAACGGUGGUUUACUUCAGGAAGUCAUGGAGGGACUCGUCUAAGGAGGACCCAACAUAGUCGUCUUUGUCCAGUUAUCUUCUGGUUGAUUUUCCUCUUCACACCUCUUCCUGGCAAGAGCCGCCCGUCUCCUUGCACACAAUGGCAGAGAAGACCGGACUUGGGGUUCCAAAACCUGGAGGAAGAUCUGCGGCUUCGCUUCCACCUGAGCCUAUCGAGAUCAUCCGGACAAAGGCCCGCUCCAGAAGGGUCCGUCUCAACGUUGGGGGCCUCAACCAUGAGGUCUUAUGGCGGACCUUGGACCGGCUUCCCAGAACCAGAUUAGGCAAGCUCAGAGACUGUAACACCCACGAGUCUCUAAUGGAGGUCUGUGAUGACUACUGCCUGAACGAGAACGAGUACUUCUUCGACAGACACCCUGGUGCGUUCACAUCUAUCUUGAAUUUUUACAGAACUGGAAAGCUGCACAUGAUGGAGGAAAUGUGCGCUCUGUCUUUUGGGCAAGAGCUUGAUUACUGGGGCAUUGAUGAAAUCUACCUGGAGUCGUGCUGCCAGGCUCGCUACCAUCAGAAGAAAGAGCAGAUGAACGAGGAGCUGAGGAGAGAGGCAGAGACUUUGAGAGAGAGGGAAGGAGAGGGGGAAUUUGAUAACACCUGCUGCUCAGACAAGAGGAAGAAACUUUGGGAUCUUUUGGAGAAGCCAAGUUCCUCAGUCGCUGCUAAGAUAUUGGCCAUCAUAUCCAUUCUGUUCAUCGUUCUUUCAACUGUUGCACUUUCCCUGAACACCUUGCCUGAACUCCAAGUGACAGAUGAAUUUGGCCAGGCCAAUGACAAUCCUCAACUCGCUCACGUUGAAGCCGUGUGUAUUGCAUGGUUUACAAUGGAGUAUCUCCUGCGCUUCCUUUCAUCUCCAAACAAGUGGAAAUUCUUCAAAGGGCCACUAAAUGUCAUUGACUUAUUAGCUAUAUUACCCUACUAUGUUACUAUAUUUUUGACAGAGUCAAACAAAAGCGUGCUGCAGUUCCAGAACGUGAGGAGGGUGGUGCAGAUAUUCCGUAUCAUGAGAAUAUUGAGGAUUCUGAAGUUGGCAAGACAUUCAACAGGACUGCAGUCUCUUGGAUUCACCCUGAGGCGCAGCUACAAUGAGCUCGGCUUACUCAUACUGUUUUUAGCCAUGGGAAUCAUGAUAUUCUCCAGUCUGGUCUUCUUUGCAGAGAAGGAUGAGGAUGCAACCAAAUUUACCAGUAUCCCAGCUUCAUUUUGGUGGGCUACAAUCACCAUGACCACAGUAGGCUAUGGAGAUAUUUACCCACAGACUCUGCUUGGCAAAAUAGUCGGAGGACUUUGCUGCAUUGCUGGUGUUUUGGUCAUUGCCUUACCCAUCCCUAUUAUUGUGAAUAACUUCUCUGAGUUCUACAAGGAGCAGAAACGACAGGAGAAAGCCAUCAAGAGAAGAGAGGCCUUAGAAAGAGCCAAGAGAAAUGGUAGCAUUGUAUCAAUGAACCUGAAAGAUGCCUUCGCACGAAGUAUGGAGCUAAUGGACGUCACCGUGGACAAAAGUGAUGAUAAACAGCCAAUGGACAACCACCUUUCUCCGAGCCGGUGGGGUGUUCCACAGCGCACAUCGUCGGAUACCAGCCUCAGAUCCUUUGACAAAAAGUUUUCCGACUGCGGCCCAAACAGCUCACAGGAAUAUGUGAGAACGCCGAGUCCACAGCAUCUGAACGCUCAGAAGCUGGAGGAAAUGUAUAAUCAGAUGACAAAGACACAGUCCUUCUCGGAUCUCAACACAAUCAACAACACACAACCUCCAGCUGUGUCAAACCAUGAGGUAGAGUUGGAGAUGAAUGAAGUCCCAAUGGCCACUGAACGGCAACCCAAGGAAAGAGCAAUCACCGAUGUCAGGAGCAUAUCGAGCAUUGACAGCUUUGCGAGCUGCACUGCUGAGUUUGGACAGGGUGAGAAGGCAUCCACCCCUUCUUAUACAGCAGAGCAGAUUCAGCAAAGGCAAUCAAAAGUACCUCCGAAACUUCACCUCAGCCAGCUAACACCCUCCGACAUGAGUCUGGAGGAGAACUCUGAGACUCUCAACCAAGACAUUGACAAGCCACCGGAGGAUGAGAGCUUCAGCGAGGUCAUAGAGAACAUCAGGAGCUCCAUUCGAGGCACAAAUCCAAUGAAGACUAAGGGCCUCAAAGUCAACUUCAUCGAAACACCAGAGGACGCUCCUCUGACACCGCCCAAUACAUCUUCUCCACAGGAUAUCAACAACAGUCUUCUGGAAGACGACUCCCCGGAGGGAGAGUGCUCUCCUCUUUGUUCAGAUUCAGAAAUGUUGGGUAGUAUCCCAGUGAAAGUCUUGGUUCUUUCUCCGGAGAUGCUAGCCGGUGGAUACCAUCCUGGAGAGACGGCACUGCUUCUGGGGAACCUGGAGGAACAGGAUUAUCAUGAGGAACAGAACCAAAUGGAAGUGGCUUCGGCAGCCAUCUCCUCGCCCAAACUAGCAGCACAGAACUGCACUCAAGUGGUAGUCGGUGGUAAUGGGGACGAAAAGCCAGACUCUAACCAAAGUGAACACAAGGUAGAGAACCACAUGUUUACGCCGGAGAUCCAUUUAAUGCCAGGGGAUGGCAAUCACUCGCCAUCUUGCGAAACCAGUAUGUGACUGUGGCUUGAGAUUUCGGACAAAGUGGAGCGCACUGGUGGAGAAGGGUCACGCAGAUGUGGUCUGAAAGAUAUUUUUGCAUGGCAUGAAAAGUCCCUUGUAAUUGUGUCAUUGUCAAUAACUCAAAAGAGACUGCAGUUUCUUGCAGACGAGACCUGGAGGAUGCGAGUGCAAACGAGAGGCUGGUUUGGAAUGUAUUUACCCAACAAUGAGGACAUUUUGUUGGCCUACCUGUACAUUUAACCUUUUCACUUUCACUAUUAUUUUUUAGAGACAGUCGGAACCAUAAAGGGACAGAUCUACAAGAGCAUGCAUAUUACAGAGCUGUUUUACGGUGCUUAGUUUGCUGAGAGCACUCCACGGUAAAUAAAAAGACUACAACAAUGACGAUGCACAUAGCCACAGAGGGCAUAGUAGAUGUCAGAAUGGUUUUUGUUAGCCUUUUUUCUGUUUUAAAGAGGGAAUUUUCAUCAAAGACUGUGAAAAGUGAGCUGCAAAGUAGCGACGUAUUGAAACAUAUCAUGACUUUCUGUAGAAAUGCAAUGUGUACCUAAUGCAGAUGUGUUUGUGUUUUAGGAAUGGUCUAUAAUGUCGCAUAUUUAUUUGGGGGUUUUAUUUUGUUUUAUUUAUUUAUUUUUGGUAAGGUACUCAAAUUAGCAGCAUCAAAUCUCUAAUCAAUGACCAGAUGAACUGCACCACUUUCUUCUUGAUAUCAGAGUUACAUAUACACCUGUAGUUGGCCAAACGAGAAUAGCAAUCAGAUAAUAUACUGUAGCUGUAAAUGCGAAUUAUAUAUUGACUAUUAGGUAUCGCAAUAGAGAGCGAAACCAGAAUAAAGUUAGAUUUCAACAUUCAAAAAAAAAGUUUUAGGCUUAAACAUAUAUCAUACAUACACAUGAGUAUAGUCAGGUAUGUAUGUGUUAACUUAUCUUUACAUACUCAAAUAUUCAAUAGCACAGCAAACAGUCAGUUUAAGAAAAACUAGUCUACAUAGUAGUAUUAGAAUAAUUUAACAAUUAGUGGUUCUGGUCAUUUAAACCUACAAAUGUUCUUCACGUAUUUCCAUAUUAAAACUCAAAAACCCAGUCAUCUUAGUAAUGCUAUAUAUACUUGUCAAAAGGACCAAAACAGAAACUAUGUUUUAAUUUACACACAGACAUCAAACUUAAUAAUUGUCUUCAUUUGACGAGAGUACAGUAGUGUAAAUGCCACUACAGUUUUAAUUUUUCACAUGAGUUGUUUCAUUAUUAUUCAUAUUUCACCAUAUCUGUAUCGUUCAGAUGCCUGACCUUUGAGUCAUUUCUUAACAAAAACUUUUUACAGAGUAUUCAAGAAUACCUUGUUCUCUUUUUGAGUUUUCCUGUCACAUGAGCGAAUAUCCGUUUUGUGUUGCCUUUAUUCCAAGAUUGCUGGAAAUGUAUGUAUAUUACUUGCUUUAGCAUGGCAGUGGGCUGAUUGUUCAAAAUGUACAUUGUGUUUGGAGAAAUCACACAAUCAGAAUUGUGAAAAAGACGGGGAGGAGAAGGAAUUCAAGACUUCAGCUUGCUCUGGCGGUUGCGCUAUGGUGGAAAGUGCAAUACAGCAUACUGCAAUCUAUGCAGGCCAAGAAUUGUGGCACUUUAUUUACAGUCUAAUGGAUUUGUAAGUGUACAUGCAGAGACUUCAAUUGUAUUUUUCAGAUGAUAUAUCUUUAAUAUUUGAAAUAGCAGUGUUACCACGAUUUGACGUUUUACAAAAAUACUUUGUGGCUGUCAGAAUCACUCUAGUUAUACUCUUCAAAUAAGAUUCUUCUGACAAAUUAGACCAGGAGGGUCUUUUAUAAACGUCUACAAACAGGUUCAUUUGAAAUAUGAAAAACUAACUUUUGAAAUGAUUUAAUGGGCUCCUGGAAAAAGUAUUUUUGUUUUAUUAAUUAAUGCUGACAGCGGUUCUAUUUUUUCUAAACUGAAAUUCUGCACGACCACAAUUUAAUGCCGUAUGGUGGUUUAAAUGAUGCCUGCCUCUUCAUUAACAUUUAUGAGAAAGCAAACAAAUCAGUUGGCUUUGUUCAUAUAGCACUGUACAGAAAAAAAUCUACUUUUUAUAGGGGAAAAAAAAUCAGGUCCUUAAGUAAUAGAUAUGCGUAAUAUUAAGUUCUCAGGUUUUCUACGACACUAAUCUUCUGAUAUGGUGGAUGUCUAUGUUUUCGUCAUUUAAACACCGCGUCAUCUUGUUUCUUUUGUUGUCGUUGUUUUUUAAAGAACAUCGUCCCAUGCCUGUUUCUGUUUUGACAGACUGUUGAAUAAUGGCCCAUCUCAUGCAUUCCCAAAGGAUGGCCAGCUUCCCUGCUGUGCGUUAUAUGCCUCAUAUACAGUGGCCCCAAAAAUAUUUGGACAAAAAUAUGUGAUAUUUUUUAGAAAAUAUCAAAUUAAGUUGAAUCUCUUUUAAAGAUACACUGCACAAGCACACUUUUAAAGCAGAACAUUUUACAAAAAUAAGAGACAGCAGUUUUUGGACACUUUUUGGUUGUCAAAUAUUAAUGUACAGUAUAAACUGGAAUGAAAAAGUAUUCAAAAUGACUCAAUUACUUUGAAAAAUAAAGAAAAGUACAGUUUUUUUGGAAAAAACAAAUCUUGCAAAUGCUACUUAGUUUGAUAUUUUGUAUGAAAUUUAAGUGUCCAAAUAUUAUAUGGCAAUGCCGUAUAUAAAUAUUGAGGGUUAAGUUAUCGGUGAAUGAAGUUUCACCGAUAACUCAACCCUAUGUCACGAUAAAUGAAAUAUUUUUUCAGCAUGUUAAAGCUGCUGCAAUUUCCUCAAGUACCACAUACACAACAAAAGAUGUUUAAAAGAAAUACUUCACCAAAAAAUGUAAAUUCUGUCAUCAUUUACUCACCUCCAAACCAAACCUAAAAAUAAUUUUAAAUAAUUGAUGUUUUGUCCAUACAACGAAAGUCAGUGCUGUUCAGUGUUGUUUUGGGCUGGACUGAAAUUGAUUAUAUGGACAAAAACGGUGUUCAAAAUAUAUAAACAUAAAAAGAAAGUCUAAACAUGAGUAAAUA